Mesorhabditis spiculigera is the source of this 606-nucleotide messenger RNA. The record is from the annotation of a GenBank genome assembly. NCBI's taxonomy places the organism in Eukaryota, Metazoa, Nematoda, Chromadorea, Rhabditida, Rhabditidae.
AUGCGCUGGACGCAACACACCAGUCAGCAAUUGGCGCUCAUGGCCAAGCUCCGAUCCACUGGCUACGCGGUUUUUACUACAUUCAUCCCCGCCGGUGUUGCCAGUCCGUGCCUCCUGGAUGACGAGGGAAUAAUCGUGUGGGCAGAGCCGUCCCCAUAUCAUACGUUGUCGGAGCGCGACAUCGUGAUCUCAAUUGGCGGCUGCGGCGAGGUCAGCAGCAGCAAUCUCACCCGCCGCAAUGUCCCUCGCUAUCUGACUAUCGGACGCUUCCAGGAAACCACUGCCACGAUGACCGAGGGCACGGACGAUUUUGUGCCAGAAUACCCGCAACAGCCCCUGAUCGAUGUCAUCAACAACCACAGCCUCAUCGCGUUGCUGUUCAGCGGCUAUGUCUGCGCAGUAUGCGUCUGGAGCAGCAAAACACUGCGCCCGUACCACGGCAUUCAACUGUGCGCCGUCCACCGGAACCAAUUGAGCCGGAAACAACCACCUGGCGAAUGCGUCGAUUACAAAGGCCAUGGUUUCCUGCGACUCACGCAUAGUCAGCCACGUGACUGCCAUGCUUGCACGACGAUCAUUGUUCGGCAGCUCACCGGCGGCGGCGGU